CAGAUAACGUGUGUGGCUAAUGAGCCACUUCCUUUUCCGGCGGCUGCUGAUCUUCGAUAGUGUAUCCACUGAAUAGGACUGUACACCUACCUUUACAUUCGCUUUUCUACAAACGCUUUUCCAUGCACUACCGAUUUCGUUUGUUUUACACUUAAUUUGCAUUAAAAUGUGGACCUGGAGGCUAACCAUCGUAAAUUAGACCCGUGAAUGACCUUUUAACGCCAAGCAAAGAUUCAGAACAAUGCUUUAGAUAAGACUACAAACAAAAAGACUUUAAAUCGGGCAUUUUAGCCAAUAGUGCUAUUGGCAUGAUAAAGAGUCAGCAACAAGAAGUCCGGCCAUUUGAGAGUAGUGAGUUCCAUUUGCCACUUCUUUGGCUUGAGCAUUGGCUAGAGCCGCGGAUAUUACUUGUCUAUAUUCUUAUUAAAGCACGCCUGAAAAUGUAGCUUAUAUUGUAUUUUUAUGAUAGACAAAUAUAAUUCACGUUGCACCCAUAUGCUUAGUUAGCGGCUUUCACUUCAAAGGAAGGGGGGGAAUAACGCUGCAUUAGUGGAUUGAUGGAUGGGUUUGUGAAAUAAUUAUCCGACAUUUUUCAAAAGGGGACUGCAAAGGUCUGCGCCUCUUCUAUCGGAUUAGUUUCAAGUUUCCUACCUGCUUUGACUGGCCGCUCUUCGGCGCGCCUUCUGUGGAAAAUAGUUUGUGUGUCUUUAAGGCGCCCGACUGCCUCAUUCUGGCUUUGUGCUGAGAAACUCACGCCAUCGAGACAGAAGAACAUCAUUAUGAUUUCAUCCUGAAAAGUGGACUGAAACAAAAAUAUUUCAAAUAACCAUUAGUUACAGCAGAAGAUCAAUUCAGCUUCAAGGUUGUUUUCGCUCUCGGAGAAGCCGAAAUGAGGCCUCGCCACGCGCUGAUUCCAGCGUCCGCUGCGCUCAUGCUCUUUCUCUCUGGGCUGUCACUGACCGCCGCCUGCAAUAAAGCCCUCUGCGCCAGCGAUGUCAGCAAGUGCCUUAUUCAGGAGCUGUGCCAGUGCAGACCGACAGACGGGAACUGCUCCUGCUGUAAGGAGUGCAUGCUGUGCCUGGGUACGCUGUGGGAAGAGUGCUGCGACUGUGUGGGAAUGUGCAAUCCUAAGAACUACAGCGACACACCGGCCACCUCCAAAAGCACAGUGGAAGAGCUCCACCGGCCAAUCCCAUCGCUCUUCCGCGCACUCACAGAGGGCGACGCCCCCAUCAACAUGAUGGUGGUCUCCUUUCCUGUGGCCGAGGAGCUCUCCCAUCACGAAAGCCUGGUCUCCUUCCUGGAGACGGUGGACGACCCGCACCAGAACGUUUCGCUGCCAGGCAACAGCAUUCACGCUCGCUAUGACGGCACCCAAGAUAACCUGUGCACAGUGGUGUACUUUGACGACUGCGUAUCAAUCCGCCAGUGCAAGCUGUACUGCGAGUCCAUGGGUGGCUCCAAGUACCGCUGGUUUCACAACGCCUGCUGCGAGUGCAUUGGGCCCGAGUGCCUGGACUACGGCAGCAAGGCUGUCAAGUGCAUGAACUGUCUCUUCUGAGGCCCGUGGACUGGUUCUCCUGGAGAGCUGCGCGUGGGGGCACCACAAGGGAGUGCCGUAUUUUGACACAAGAGAGGCGGACGGGGCAAGAUGGACCACGGUUGACAUGCAUAAGUGUGCUUCAGUUUUGCGAUGUAAAGUUACGAGUAUUUGCCCUUGCCAAAUUAUUUUGUAUUUUUCUAUAUUUUUCCUGUACAUUUUUGAUAUUUUUAUAGGUUUUCUCCAGAGAUGUAUAGUGUUUUCCCCAGAAGUCGACCUUGACAAAGUCAAUUCAUUUUUUAAUAUGUCCACACAUGCCAAAUAAAAGAUUUUGGUGACUGUC
Molecule: messenger RNA, 1883 nt
Organism: Anguilla anguilla (European eel)
Lineage: Eukaryota; Metazoa; Chordata; Actinopteri; Anguilliformes; Anguillidae
Product: twisted gastrulation protein homolog 1-A-like
Exons: 5
Coding region: 890-1561 (223 amino acids)
Biological process (GO): regulation of BMP signaling pathway
Source: RefSeq, a predicted model, not a curated record